CACCUAUCGCAAGAAAUAUAAACUAUAUUUUGACGAUAGAUAGGGCCCUAGCAGACGAAAAUAUUGUUAUCUUCUGUCAGGACAACAAACGGCCAGUGCUAUGUGGAGACCUGUGUUCAGGUGCUGCUCACACUUUCCUUCCAGGUUGACUCCUUCAGGACUGCAGCACAGCCUGCUGAAUAGGGUAUCAUAUUUGACCACUUCGCGUAGCAAAGAAUAUGCAUUGAAAGGCUUCUUUGCUGUGAAAAUAAGAAACUCUCGACAAUUUACAACUGACAAGAAUCUAGACAUGGAAUUCAAAGAAAGUUCAAGCAAUCUUUUGAGUGAAGUAACUGAUCUUCAAAGAACUCACAUUAGAGAAAUUUUUGAAAGCUCUGUUGAUGCAGUCAUGCCAAGGAAAAUGAUGGAAAGAGUUUUAGAAUUGUCUAAGGAUGGUGAGACACUUACAGUAGAAGGUAGAGAGUAUAGAUUACAUAAGAAUUUGAAUGUGGUUGGAUUUGGGAAGGCAGUAAUGGGGAUGGCCAGGUGUGUUGACGACCUGCUAAGACCACAUAUCAUAAAAGGGGCCAUCAGUGUCCCAUUUGGAUGCCGUGAGCUUCUUAGCAGUGCAGGCAAGAGUGAUCAGUUGCUGGAACCUGACAGUAAGAUCACUGUGUAUGAAGGUGCCAAGAAUAAUCUACCUGACAAGGAAGCCCAUCAAGCUGCCAUGGCUAUUUGGGAUCUGGUGAAGGAUUCUACGAAAAAUGAUAUUCUCCUGGUUUUGGUAUCAGGAGGGGGAUCAGCACUCCUGCCCCUGCCUCAACCCCCUAUUACUUUGGAGGAGAGUGCUGAGCUUACUAACAUUUUGUCAACUCACGGGGCAACCAUCAAUGACCUCAAUAUUGUUCGUAAACAAACAGAGGUCCUUAAAGGUGGAGGACUUGCAAGGGAUGCCAAGCCCUGUGAGGUUAUCUGUCUAAUUUUAUCAGAUGUUAUCGGAGAUAAGAUGGAUAUUAUUAGCAGUGGACCGACUGUGCAUGAUCCCAGCUCCCCACACAUCUGCCUUGAUAUCUUUCGACGUCUUGGUGUAGAUCAACUCAUUCCAAAAUCAGUGACUCAUACACUGAUGAAGAAAAUGAGUGAAGAAAGGUACAAAAAAAAUCCCAGUGACAUUGGUACUCCAACAAUGGAAGCAAAUCUACAGGAGUAUGCUCAUGUUCAGAAUAUUAUAGUGGGAAGUAAUGUCAUUGCUACAGAGACUGCUCACAGAACUGCUAUCAGGCAGGGCUAUGUCUCCACCAUUCUCAGUUCUCAACUAGAUGGGGAGGCAAGGUCUGUUGGUGCUAUGUUUGCAAAGCUGGCAAAGUAUAUGACUUUGUGUUUUGGAUAUCUGCGUUCUGAUGUUGGUUCGGAGGAACUAACCAAGGCAGAAUUGGAACUUUGUACACAUUUGCCCAAAAAGGUUUUGAAACAGAUGGCUGCGGUAAGUGAUGAAGCACAUAAUGUAGGGAAGAGUGUGUGUAUAGUAGCUGGAGGGGAAACAGUGGUGAAUGUGACGGGAAAAGGAAAAGGGGGUCGCAAUCAGGAGAUGGCAGUAGCCUGUGCCAUGGAACUUAACAAGAUCAUGCCCGCUAAAUUAGUGGAAGCUUACCAGGUGACAUUCCUCAGUUGUGGUACUGAUGGUCAGGAUGGCCCCACAACGGCUGCAGGCGCCACUGUUGACAUACAGUUUGUCCAACAAUGUCAAGAAUCUGGUUAUAAUGUGAAGAAAUAUCUUGAUGAUAAUAACACUUUCAGUCUUCUAGAGGCAGUGAACAGCGGUAAAAAUCUACUGAACACUGGUAUAACAGGCACAAAUGUCAUGGAUAUACAGUUACUGCUCAUUAAUGCAAUAUAAUGUAUGACUCUACAGUACCUACUUUUACUGAGUACAGUUGUCUAGCAAUGAGAGGCAUUUGGAUGCCAGUGAAUAGCUUUGCUUGUCUAAAAUUCCCGUCAUCAUUAUUGUUUUCACUGGUGACAGUUUGAAUUUCAAAGCACCCUUCGACCAAGUUCCGUGGUUCAUCCAUCCGUCUGUCCCUAAAGAAUCCUUGUUAUUUCUUGAUGAAAUAUUGGAAGGAUAUUUCUCAAACUUAAUAUGUACAUGUAUUUUCCUCUUGGUCACUAGUUGUGACCAUUUAUGAAUUUUGAGUCUAAUUGGGGAGAACAAAAUGGCAGACAAAUAGCCAUCUUAGAUUUUGACAGUUUGACUAUCACUAUUUUUUGUGAAGUACUAUAGGGAUAUUUCACAAACUUAAUAUACAUAUAGGUUUUCCUUAGUCUGGAGUUAAGCCCUUUCAAUUUUGUGUCUGAUUGUGAAAACCAAAUGGUCUAUAGGUGGCAAUCUUGGAUUUUGAUAUACAAAAUCUUCUGUCGCUAUUUCAUGAAAAGAACUGGAAGGAUAUUACUCAAACUUCAUAUGUAAGUUUCCCUUGGUCUUGGUUGUGGCCAUUCAAUUUUAAAUGUGAUCAGGAAAACAAAAUGGCCAAGUUGGCUAUCUUGGAUUUUGACAGUUGAAGUUUGUUAUUGCUAUUUCAUGAGAAGUAUUUGAAGGAUAUUUUGCAAACUUAAUACUGUAUAUGUGUGUAACAGGAGAGGGGAAAAUGUAGCGGCCCGACCGGGUCUCGAACCCGGGACCUCCGGACACUAGCCGGAUGCUCUACCAAUUGAGCUACCUGGUCACCGAUGAUCGACCCAGUCUAGUCCCGCUACACACCUC
Molecule: messenger RNA, 2737 nt
Organism: Pecten maximus
Lineage: Eukaryota; Metazoa; Mollusca; Bivalvia; Pectinida; Pectinidae
Product: glycerate kinase-like
Exons: 5
Coding region: 101-1876 (591 amino acids)
Biological process (GO): protein phosphorylation
Cellular component (GO): cytoplasm
Molecular function (GO): glycerate kinase activity
Source: RefSeq, a predicted model, not a curated record